UACAUUAAGACCCUCACCAGUGUCAGUUAUUCACAAUCACUCACUAAGAUGGAGAGAUUAAGAGCUGUUCUCAUUGUGCUUAUGUUUUUACUUUUCCAUCAGACAAGAAUCUAUGGAGAAGAAGUGGAGAUGAAAGUCAGACCAGGAGACAACAUCACUCUCUACUGUGAUCGCUCUCUAACUUCUGGUUCCCUCAUUGUAUGGAUAAGAAACUGCUCUCAUGAAAAUCAACCCUCUCUCAUAAUAGAUUUUACGAAAUGGGGACUGCAAAUACUUAAGCGCUUCACCUCUAUCUACAACCGCUACAGUAAUUCUUUUGAUCUACAUAUUUCCAACAUCAGUGACUCUGAUCUGGGACUGUACUACUGUGCAGAACUACAGAGAAAGGUAAACAAAGAUGACAAAGGCAUCAUCUCCUCAUCAGAAGUGUAUUAUUAUGGAAACCGAACAACUCGUCUCUCUCUGGAAGAACAAGUGACUUCCUGUUCUGAACCCUCUACACCUCCUGACUGUGUGCUCUGCUGGACGAUGCUGUUCAGUGUGUGUCCGGUGUGUUUUCUCCUCUUCUCCAUCUGUUUGUUCUGCCUCUGUUGUAAGAAAACUACAGAUGCUGUGACAGAUCAAAAAGACGAGUUAAAAGGUAGAAAUACAGCUGAGUGCAUGGAUGAAGAGGUGUGUUAUGCAUCCUUGGACGUGAUCACCAAGAGACAAAAACAACGCAAGACAAAGCGAGUGCAGAGCUCUGACUUCAGUACUUAUGCUCAGGUCAGAACGGAAGCUGAAUAGACCUAAAAUAGAACUGAAAUGGAUUAUAGAACUUUUUAAAUAUUAGAAAAGUUGCAGGUUUUUAUUAUUAUGCAACUUCAUGAAAGUUAAUUAUAUGUAAUUGGAUACUUUAGAUUUUUUAUAAACUAAAACAAGUCUGAUUAGUCUGAUAUUUGGUACAGUACAAGUCUUUCCCUCUCUCUAAUAGAAUUACUUUAAAACAGUCUUUGUGGGCACACAGUGAUGACCUGAAUAACAAGAUGUAGAAGUGGGUUUCCUGUGUUAAGUGAUGUUUAGUUUGAUGUUUGUAUAUUUCUCUGAAACCGAAUGACUACAGCAUUUAUCUCACUAAAUUGUACAAUGAGCCAAUUUCCCCAAAACACACUCUAUGGUGAAUAGGUAGGUGUGGA
Carassius carassius (crucian carp) is the source of this 1175-nucleotide messenger RNA. RefSeq lists its product as uncharacterized. Lineage: Eukaryota; Metazoa; Chordata; Actinopteri; Cypriniformes; Cyprinidae. The transcript has 5 exons. The coding region runs from base 49 to 786 and encodes 245 amino acids. The record is from RefSeq and is a predicted model, not a curated record.